CCCAUAUAAAAUUUUAAUAUCCUAAAUAUUAAAUAAAAUACCAACAAAAAUAAAAUGGACACGAAACGAAUUAGUGAACUUCUCGCCGUUCAGGAUUUCACUAUACAAACAUUGGAUUUUUCCGAAAAUACAAUACAAUCGGAACAGGAGAGAAUCUCUCGUCCCGUCAGACGUGCAAGUCGACGAACUUCACAAGCCAACAAUACCCCAAAUAGCAUUAACCCCAUCAUAAGCAGCAGCAACUAUGAUCCCGAAAUGACCGAUUCCAGUUGUCAGAGUGACGACACUAGCGGCGGUGGGGGUAGUAGCAAUGGUGGCAGUGUUAGACCAUCUAGCAGGGGUCGUAAUUCCAACUCUGCCCAAAAUCGACGACGGAAGGGGGCACUCAAUGCAAAGGAGAGAAAUUUGAGGCGCUUGGAGUCAAAUGAGAGGGAAAGAAUGAGGAUGCACAGUUUGAAUGAUGCGUUCCAGUCCUUGCGCGAAGUAAUUCCCCAUGUGAAAAAGGAACGACGUCUAUCCAAGAUUGAAACACUCACAUUGGCUAAGAACUACAUUACCGCACUUACCGAUGUAAUCCUUUUGAUGCGUGGCGAAGAGAUACCCACCGGCAGCGAUGGGGGUGAUCUAACUGCAGAGCACUUCGAUUGCAGCAUCCUGGCAGACAAUCCCAGCAUCAUACAGACCCAACAACAGCAACAGCAGCAACAACAACCGCCGAUGACUGUCAUCAACAACAUUAACAUUAUGGCUGACAGCACAGCAGCAGUAUUCAAUGAGACAAAUGGCAAUUAUGGUCAGCCAUUCCGGGAGUUUAUAUAAAUCCGCGAAAAGACCUAUAGUCCUCGAGGGUCAACAAAUUGGGGGAAACCGCCUACAAAACAGACAUAAUAACAAACCCACACCACAAAAUAGUUACCUGAGAGCAACACAGUGUAGGUAUAAACAAAAAACCUUUAAUGCACACAGGAUACAUAGUUUGAGUUGUGCUGGUGUAAGUCUUAAGAAUUAUAAUCAUUACUGUUAUUAUUAUUAUAAGGAUAAGAGUGACGAUGACGAUGAUGAUCCUUUUCAAUGGCAUCGAGAGUGAAUAAGUUUGUAUAA
Episyrphus balteatus (marmalade hoverfly) is the source of this 1101-nucleotide messenger RNA. RefSeq names its product protein dimmed (gene dimm). The transcript has 2 exons. NCBI's taxonomy places the organism in Eukaryota, Metazoa, Arthropoda, Insecta, Diptera, Syrphidae. The record is from RefSeq and is a predicted model, not a curated record. Gene Ontology annotation, molecular function: protein dimerization activity. The coding region runs from base 55 to 819 and encodes 254 amino acids.